UGGAAAGCACUUCGACCUAACUCGGCCUUUCUUUUCCUUUACGAACAGCGAAUUCACAAGCAACGCCCGUCAAUCAAUGUUGUUUACUUCACGCCCAAAACGAAGGAAUGAAGUUUGGGCUGAGCACAACCAGCAAGCACAACAAGAGGAAGCCUCCUGAGCUUUCGUUGAGUAUCAAAUUAUCCUGGUCAAGAAUUUCCACCAGGACGAACGUUGUCAACUUGGAAGAAAGUCGACUGGUUGGGUUUUGUCACAAGUGCUUUGCUCUGUUUCUCACAAGAUGAACAACGACCCGGACCGGGGAAGUGGGGCUUCAACACCAGAGCCUCCGGGAAAAAUUGAGUCUUUCACACAUGAAGUAGAUGGCGUUAUAGAACUCAUGAAAGAGAAUGUGGACCGAAUCCUGGCCCAAGAAGAGAGAUUGGUUGGGCUCACAGACAAGUUGAAGGAUAUGAAUCGCGGGGCAAAGCACUUCAAGCACACAUCCCGUAAAGCGGUUCGUACGUACUGGUGGAAGAAUGUCAAGCUGGUUGUGGUCAUCGUGGUCAUCGUCCUCAUCAUCGUGCUCAUUAUUAUCCUACUGGCCACCGGUGUCAUCCCCGUCAGUGCCCCUGUACCGCCAAUUGUCUCACCCACAACUGGCCCAAGUCCAUAAAAACACAAACAUGAAGUAAUCGUACAUACAGACUUAAUCUGAUCAUUGAGAAUAUUUACACGGUUAUGAAAUAGGACAUUAAGCAAAUUGCAACUGUCUGUUGAAACCUCGUUUUUUAGGCUUUUUCCUGAACAAUGACUUUCAGUUUUUAGUUUUUCCUUUCAGGAUGUAUGUUCAAUUUAUGUAACUGUUGUCAAAUGAUGAUGUAUGGGGUUAAAGAAGUUUAGCAUCCAAAUUAUCCAGGCCUGAAUGAACGUCACCCAUUAUGUGUAUAGGUCGAAAUAUUGAUGUAAUUCCUUUGCUGUCCUCGUUACGUUACGUUUAAUGUACUGAUUUCAUUUUACUCCACUGUCACUCGAAAGACAGGCUGAAAUACACUUUAGGUGUCCCCAGAAAUUUUAUUUUUCUUGGUUUUGAACCUGGACAAUCCAUGUGGUAGUAAUUCAAUUUGCGUCCAUUUAAAUUGUCUCAAAAAAAAAAAAAAAAAACAAGCACAUAACAAUGUUUUUGUCAAAACUACCUUCUGUCAUGCUCCUGGCUUCCUGCCCAGGCUGGGCAGGGCCAGUCAAUUCACCAGAGCGCACCUGCACCUUGUUACAGCUGAUGACGCCCAGUAUAUAUAGGACUUGGGGGACGACUUGUCCUCCGCUAGAUCGUCGUCCUUGAUGAUUCGUUCCCGCACUCCCGUUCGUCUGACUACAACUCUCCGUGUACCGACCUCCGCCUGUUCCUUGACCCCGCUAUUGAGCCUGCCGCACGAAUACUUCUGCCUGGUUUGGACUGCCUACCUGAACACUGACCUUGGACUGAAUAAAGGUUUCCUCUGCACCGUCUGCGUGUCUCUGGAGUCGUGCAUUUGGGUCCGCCCUCGUGCUCCGUUCGUGACAGAACGAUCUAGCCAUAACAUGGACCCAGCCGACUCCGAAGCCAUCCGCCGUUCGCUGCAAGUUCAGGGCAAAUGCCUGGUCGAGCAGGAGGCUGCUCUCCAGGUUACUAAUCAACGGAUCCAUGAGCUCUGUGCCCAGCUGGAACCGUGGCUAGCUUCUCAAGCUAGCACGGCUGCUACGCCAACGAUGGUCGUUCCGCCUGUUACGGAGCCUCCCCGGGCCAGCAUAACUCCACUCUCCUGACCAGAGCGGUUCUCAGGUGACUCCGGCAACGUCAAGCCCUAGCUGGCGCAGUGCAACCUCCAUUUUGAACUGCAAGCGUCCGCUUUUCCCACGGACCGCUCCCGUAUCGUCUCCGUCAUUUCCCACAUGACGGGGAGGGCGUAGGCAUGGGCCACUGCCGAGUGGAGUCGUAACUCGGAGAUGUGCCAUUCAUGGUCGAGGUUCGUCUGCGCACUCACCCAGGUUUUCCAGUACACUGCUCCGGAAGGCCAGGCGGCGACCUCGCUCAUGACAAUUCGUCAAGGCCGUCGCCACGUGUCCGACUACGCUAUUGAAUUCCGGAUCUGGGCU
This is a messenger RNA of Syngnathoides biaculeatus (alligator pipefish), 2115 nucleotides long. RefSeq names its product vesicle-associated membrane protein 8-like. The record is from RefSeq and is a predicted model, not a curated record. Lineage: Eukaryota; Metazoa; Chordata; Actinopteri; Syngnathiformes; Syngnathidae. The transcript has 3 exons. Gene Ontology annotation, molecular function: SNAP receptor activity; syntaxin binding. Bases 281 to 655 code for a protein of 124 amino acids. Gene Ontology annotation, biological process: vesicle fusion; SNARE complex assembly; vesicle-mediated transport. Gene Ontology annotation, cellular component: plasma membrane; SNARE complex.